Schistosoma turkestanicum is the source of this 872-nucleotide messenger RNA. The record is from the annotation of a GenBank genome assembly. NCBI's taxonomy places the organism in Eukaryota, Metazoa, Platyhelminthes, Trematoda, Strigeidida, Schistosomatidae.
GAGGCUAAUUUGACCUUGGGCAUUUUAACGUAAUAUUGAAAACUAUAUACUGUCAACUUCUAGUUUUGAUCAUCACUUCGUCUUUAUCCCCUGGUUCUGAUAUUUCAGAUUGUUCUAGAUUACCUUCUUUAUUCAAUGCCCAAUAUGAUAUAAACCAGCAUGAUCAUUGUGAUUAUGGGACCAUGUGGUUGCGGAAAAUCAACAGUAGGAAAUGCGUUGGCUACUCAAACUAACUGGCCGUUCAUAGAAGGUGACGGCUAUCAUCCUGACAGUAAUCGAGUAAAAUUAUCUAUGGGGAUUCCAUUGAGUGAUGAAGACCGUUUACCAUGGCUUCAGUCACUAAGAAAUGAGUUAAUGCAACAUAAGAAUGCAAUAUUAGCAUGCAGUGCUUUGAAAAAGUCUUAUCGAAAUAUUUUAUCCAGUAGCAGCGAUGUGAAUGAUCAAACUAGAACACUUUUUGUGUUGCUAAAUGCUAACAAAAGUCUGUUACAGAAACGGGUCAGUGAACGUGAAGGACAUUUUGCACACCCUUCACUUAUAGAAAGCCAGCUAGAAACAUUAGAGUCAUUUGGAGUAGACGAAAAAUACCUUAUUAUUGAUGCUAGUAACUCUGUUGCGGAUAUUACUCAACUAAUCAUGAACACUUUGUCAACCGAAGAAUUCUUUUUAGGACAAUAAAAUCACUUCAUCAAUACAAAUAAAUCUGAAGACAACCCAAUAAAGGCUUUACGAUUCUGCAGAUACUUACUUAAAACAGUACAUAUUUUGAAAUUUGCUAAUAAAAGCAUGCACUUAUUUGUAAAUAUUAAUGUAGAGCAGUUAAAAAUUACGAUGAGAAGUAUUUGCUAAUUAAGAAUUUUUCAACACAAAAA